Molecule: messenger RNA, 1698 nt
Organism: Caenorhabditis sp. 36 PRJEB53466
Lineage: Eukaryota; Metazoa; Nematoda; Chromadorea; Rhabditida; Rhabditidae
Source: the annotation of a GenBank genome assembly
AUGAACGGAGACUGGAUAAUUCCGAUGGCUAAUGCAGCCAACGCGUUCUUGUUGAUAUCGUGCGGAGCAAAUGCGUACGUGCUCUGGAAUUGUGCAGCCAAAAAGAAAAAGGUAUGGGAGGAAGUAAAGAAGUUCUCCGAAUAACGGAAAUCUUUAGGGGAAUCAGGCGGAUCUGACGAAGUCUUUGGUUCGACCGGUAAGCCAAGAGAUUCCGAAGCACUCGACUUCUGAUGAGAAAAUGUCUGAUUCGACUGCUGAGAGUAAGGAGAAGGACGUUGUGAAGCCGAAGGUAGAGGAGAAGAGAGAGGAGAAGAAAGAAAAGAAGAAGAGCAAAAUGUUGGCAUUGAAGAAGGAGGAAGAACCGAAAAAGGAGGAGCAAAAAGACGAAAAGAAAAAAGAGGCGAAGAAGGAGGAUAAAAAGAACGAGAAGAAGGAGAAGAGCAAAAAGAUGAGCAAGGAGAAGGAAGAGAAGAAGAAAGAGAAGUCGGAGAGCAAAUCGGACGAAGACGAUGAGAAACCGCCAGAGCCAGGCAGUGAUCCACGCAAGAUCUGGGCAUUCAAGGCUGCUAAACUGGUAACAUCUUAUAUUCAAAAACGUUUCAACCGUGUUUUUUUAAAGAAAUGCCAGGCUAUUUCAAAGCUGCACCAGGACAAGAUCAAGGGGUACAUGCCGCCCAACUGCACCUACACUGCCUACGACGCCAAUCCGGACCUCAACCGCUACCUGGACGUCCGUUGCAUUGAGGAGACACGUGUCAUUCUGAAAAACCACGACCGCGACUACAUCCACGCAUCGUGGAUGAGAAUGCCCGGAAAUGACGGCACCGUCUACAUCACCACUCAGGGACCGCUUCCCGAGACUCUUGCCGACUUCUGGCACAUGGUGUUCCAGGAGAAGAUCGCCUACGUGCUGAUGCUGUGCACUCUUUUCGAGGGCGGCGUCGAGAAGUGUACCCUCUAUUAUCCGGAGAAACUGGGAGAAGUGGUCAAGUUCGGAAGGUACGAGAUCACUAUGACCGAAUGCAAGGAAGAGGCCGUCGCAGGGACCAUCUGGAACGCUCUCACAGUCGUCGACACGGGAGACUCCGCCUCGGAGCCGCUCAUCAUGAACCACGUGCAAGUGCCCUGGUGGCCGGAUCAGUUGGCUCCGGAAGAUGCCCGUCCGAUGAUCGAACUGUACAAAUGGGUGAAGAGUGUGAACCCAAAGGGCACUCCCGUCUGCGUGCAUUGCAGUGCCGGCGUCGGAAGAACCGCCACGUUUGUCGGUGAGUGUUGCUUCUGGAGAGCACUGAGAGAUCAUUUCAUUUAAAGGAAUCGACUACGCGACUCGUCGUAUCAUGGAAAAUCCGAACAUUGAAAUGCUGGACAUUGUUCGCGAGAUGCGGGGCAUGCGUUUCCAAGCAGUUCAGUCCCACAUGCAGUUCCUGUUCCUCUACGUGGCCCUGCUUGAGUACUUCAUCGAGGUGACAUUCAUUCGGAAACUAAUAACAGUCUCUUUUACAGGAAGGAGUUGUCGAGCGCACCGGACGCGUUGAAGAGUUCAUGGACCAGUACAAGAAGCACGCACAGAAGAAGCUGGCGAAGAGAGCUAUUCAGAAUCAGUGAGUACUCCGGAUCAUAAUUAAGAUCGGAGACGUUUUCAGGAAGGGAGACAAAGCUGCGGCCGAAGAGAAGGAAAACGAGAAAGUCAAGGCUUGA